AUGUAUAAUGCUCAACCCACAUUCUAAAAUAUUGUUCAAGUAAUUCUAGUUGAUAAUUUAGUCACAAAGAGUAGUAAAUGAUGGUUUAAUGGAUACAGUAUCAGAAAUUAGAUGGAAUAAGGAUCUUUUUGUGACUUCAUCUUGGGAUGGAUAUAUAAGGUUUUAUUAGACUUAGCUAUAAUCUGGUUAUAGGGCAAACAUAUAAGUAGAUUUUAAGACAGCAAUAGAUUGUUAAGAACCGUAUAGUAUUGAUAUGAUUAGUUAGAAUUUUAUCUGUUUGUUGGAAAUAAGACAUGUCAAUGGUAUUUGCUGCAUUAGCAGAUAAUACAAUAAGAGCAUAUGAUAUAAAAACAUAGAAUAAUGCAAUUAUUGGAAUGCAUGAUGAUUGUCCUGCAAGACAAGUUUUUUGGAAUGAAGACUUGAAACUAAUUAUAUCAUUAGGUUUAGAUAAAAAAUUAAGAUUUUGGAAUCUAUAAGCUAAUGGUCUAGGAAAGCCAUAGCCUGCAUUUUAAUUAGAUUUAUAACAUAUACCUACAGUUGGAGAAUAGAGUGGAAAUGAAAAGUUUUUUGCAUAUGCAGAUAUUGAUAAUAAAUUUAGAUGGCUUAAUUGGAGUGUUUUAAGAGGUAAUUAGAAUAGUGGAGCAUCAAGAAGUUUCUUUAAUAUGGAAGAUAAUUAUUUAUAAGGAUAGAUCUCAUGUGUAGGAAUCACUGAAAAUGCAUCAUAAUUGGCAUAUGCAACAGUUGAUGGAAGAGCUAUAGUUAAAUUUAUAAAUAGUAUUGGAGAAUUAUCAACCAAACUCUAAUUCAAAUGCUAUAAAGAAGAAGAAGAAUAAAAAGUAUCAUAAUAUCGAACAGAAAAGAUCUCUCGGAUGUAUAUGUGCAAUACAUUUUAAUUUAAUUGUCGAUCAUCUAAUUGGGCAAGUACUUGUGGAUCUGAAGGUACUCUUGCUUUCUGGGAUAUUGGUAAAAAAAACAAGAUCUUAGGAGUCAAAUUAGAUGGUCCUAUUGUUGCAGGAUAAGUUUCAUAAGAUGGACAAAUAUUUGCAUAUGCAACUGGAUAUGAUUGGGCAUAAGGUUUAGAUAAAGUAGGAGAGUUCACAAAUAGAGUUGGAGUAGCUUAUAUAGAUGACAAAUUUAUACCUUCUUAUUGA
Molecule: messenger RNA, 1151 nt
Organism: Paramecium pentaurelia
Lineage: Eukaryota; Ciliophora; Oligohymenophorea; Peniculida; Parameciidae
Source: the annotation of a GenBank genome assembly